This is a messenger RNA of Teleopsis dalmanni, 5055 nucleotides long. RefSeq names its product RNA-binding protein fusilli (gene fus). Gene Ontology annotation, molecular function: mRNA binding. Gene Ontology annotation, cellular component: nucleoplasm; ribonucleoprotein complex. The coding region runs from base 1768 to 4752 and encodes 994 amino acids. NCBI's taxonomy places the organism in Eukaryota, Metazoa, Arthropoda, Insecta, Diptera, Diopsidae. The transcript is spliced from 14 exons. The record is from RefSeq and is a predicted model, not a curated record. Gene Ontology annotation, biological process: regulation of RNA splicing.
UAGUUGCUGUUUCACCAUCGAACAGAGAACGAGUUUGAUCGGAAAUUGAGUGGAAGCAACAGUGCGAUCUUAACGAUCUUAAUUUGAAAUAAAUAUUAUUUAACAUAAUACAAAACUAAUCCCUGUAUUAGAAGAAAACUUUAAAAUAAAACAUUUACUGAUUGAACUUUAAAACGUCUCCAACCGGAAAGGAAUUAACACAUUUCACAAAAAGUCGAACUGCACGUCUCUAAAGCAUUUUUGACUUUUUGAUUUUUAAAAUAGAAAAUUGUUAAAACUAAGCAAUAAAAGAAAGUGAAAUAAAUUUAGUUCUAUAAGUAACAGAAAACAGCCAUAACUUGAAUCAAAACAAUCUAAAGUUGAAGAGUUGAUAAAAGUGAACUAAAAUUUUUGAUAAACAUAAGAGCACAAUUUUACAAACUAAAAAUAUAUAAAAAGCAACGAAACGUUUUUGUGUUUAUGACAUUUAAAGACAGUUAAAAAGCAAAUAUCGUUACUCCAAGUAAGAAAGUUUCAAAGAAUAACGUAAAAGAGUGGGAAAAAUACCUCCACUCAAAAAAAUCACUUUUUUCAUAUAAAUAAAAUAUGUAAAGAAAACUUAAACGAAAAUUUAGUUUUUAAUGAAGUCUCCAAUAUCAGUUCAGUUGUAAAAGGUGGCAGUGGGACGGAGUUGGAUAUACCAGUUGCUUGAUCAGCUUGUAUGGUUGCCAGUUUGUGUGGAACCGUGUACCUGUUGUGCUCAAAUAAAUUUGCAGCAUUGUAAAGAGGAAAAAUUAAGCAAUAUUGGAGCAUACAUAUAUAAAACAAUUUUUUGAAGGAUAUAUAUUGAGCUUUGCGGUAUAUAAAGGAUAUAAUGACAGGAAUGCUUUAUUAUUUAUAUAAACAAAUACAAAAUGUUUGAAAUAUUAAGUAUAAUUUUAAAGUAAUGUUAAACAAAUAACGCGUGUGAAGCAACAAAAACGUUGUAUAUUCAAAGUGAAAAUAUUUUUAACGGUUAAAAACUUAUAAGAGAAUAGAGAAUAAAACACAGUAACAUCUUACAAUCACGAAAGACAACACAGUUUUAUUUACUCCUCAUUCUCAUUUUUGAGUUUUUUAUAUAUUUUUUUAAACACAAAGCAAAAAAAAAAACUAUAAAAAUCUCAGAACUUGUUCUUCUUCAGCAGCAAUUAAUCAACAUAAGUUUUAGCUUCUUUCUCAUCUUCCAUUCUUCUUUGCUGUUCCUCUUUUUGAACUGAUGUGAAUUUGGUCAAAAGCAACAAAACAACUUUUAAGCUUUCCGAGCAAGACACUGUGCUGUCACCAACAAUAAACAAAUUCUUUAACGAAAAUUGACUCGGUUAUAAUCAUAAUUAUUUUAUAAACAUCAAAGAAAUUAGCAGAAGAACAGCAGAAGUAUAAAGAAAAAAUUAACAGCAAACAACUGCAGCAGAAAUAAUAACAACAACCACAAUAUAUUAAAAACAAUAACAACUGAUCAUAAUAAUCAAAGCAAGCAAAAUUGUUUGUACAUUUAUUUAUAUGUGCAUACUGCUCUAUCUCUUGAGACAUCUUUCCCGGCGACAUUUAGAUUUACUUUCAACGCAAAGUAGCACGGCAAAUGACAAAAUCGCAAUUACCUUACCAAAAAUUAAAAUAAAAAUAUAAGAAAACAAAUAAACAUUGUACGUACAUGAGUACAAGAAGUACAUUGUGCUUUUAGUUCGACAAGAGACAAGAGACAAGUUAGGCGAAGUAAAAAGACUGCAAGACAUAAUAUUUCACAAAAUGCAAGUACCGGAGCAUAUUGUAUCGCUUUAUGUGGCGACAUGCGGACAAAAUGGACCUGGCCUAGGUUCUGAUGAGAAGGAAAUCAUAUUGCUAGUUUAUGUUAUUUUGGACGCAGCAACUUCACAGAUAAUCGGUACGAAACAAAUCUUAGUGCGACCUGAUGGUAGUUUCGUGAAAGAUCGCACAGUUUCAACGUCAUCAGACGCAUCUAAUAAUGCUUCAUCACCGCCACUGGCAAUUACGUACACGGACGUGAAUAGCAAUAAAAACAGCACAAACAAUAAUAAUUUAAAUGGAAAUAUUACAAAUUCAAAUACAUAUAAUUCUCAAAAUUCUACAAAUGGUUCCGUCAAUAAUAAUAACAACAACAUCAAUAUAAAUAACAAUAACACAAUUAGCACCAAUGGUCCAAUAAUAUCAACGGAUGAAAUCGAACUGCCCAUCGCUGUUGCUCAGGCUGCUGGAAAGCCAUUAAAUGAGGCCAUCGAAGAGUUCGAUGAAUAUUUGCGCUCUCUGGCCGUUAGUGACGUCAAUGAUAUUAAAAUAAUCACAGAUGGACAAUUACCUUUACGACAGUGCUUGCAUCGCGAGGCUUGUGCCAAAGAUAUGGACUUGCCGACCUAUUAUAACAAAUUUUGUGAUUUACGUAAAGAAUACUUGAAACACAAAUCGGGUGAUCUAUCACGCGCGUUGGUUCCCGUCAAAGAUAUUAAAAAGAUAUUACAAAUGCCUGUAAUGUCCACCCCUCAAAGUAUCAACGAAAUGUUGAAAGAAUUAAAUCUUCCAAACACUGAGAGUAAUGAAUUUUAUAUAAGAGAAUCUCGAGAUAUGGUCUCAGUAAUACAACAUAUGCUCAAAUCAGGUCAUAAGUUUAUUGCCAAUGAAACGGUUAGUUUAGUACUUGAACCUGGUAUUUGCUCAAUUGACGACGAGAUUGACGGAAACUGCAUUGUACGCACGCGUGGCUUACCCUGGCAGAGCAGUGAUCUCGACAUUGCCAAAUUCUUUCGUGGUCUAAACGUUGCGAAAGGUGGUGUUGCGUUGUGUUUGUCUCCGCUUGGUCGUCGGAACGGUGAAGCAUUGAUACGUUUCGUUUCACAGGAGCAUCGAGAUAUGGCACUCAAGCGACAUAAACAUCACAUCGGUAAUCGAUAUAUUGAAGUAUAUCGCGCCACCGGCGAAGAUUUUCUAUCCAUAGCAGGUGGAGCCUCUAAUGAAGCACAAGCUUUUCUAUCAAAAGGCGCCCAGGUGAUCAUACGAAUGCGAGGUCUGCCAUACGAUUGUGUAGCUAAGCAAGUUCUGGACUUUUUCACUGUUGGUGAAAAUCCGUGCAAUGUACUCGACGGUACUGAGGGAGUGUUGUUCGUCAAAAAGCCUGAUGGUCGUGCCACUGGUGAUGCCUUUGUACUUUUUGCCACUGAAUCAGAUGCACCAAAAGCUCUGUCACGACAUCGUGAAUCGAUUGGUCAACGUUAUAUUGAAUUAUUUCGAUCCACAACUGCAGAAGUGCAACAAGUACUUAAUCGUUCAAUGGAUCCUAAAACUUAUGAAGCAAACCAUCAACCACCAUUGAUUGCACAGUUGCCACCUAUGCAAUUAUCUCUAUUGCCACAGCACUUAAUAACAUCUGGAACCACUAAAAAUUGUAUACGUUUACGUGGUCUGCCAUAUGAAGCGCUUGUUGAGCAUAUUUUACAUUUUCUUGAUGAUUUCGCUAAACACAUUAUUUACCAAGGCGUUCACAUGGUCAUAAACGCACAGGGACAACCUAGCGGAGAAGCAUUCAUACAAAUGGAUACGGAAGAAGCAGCGCAUUUAUGUGCUCAACGCAAACAUAAUCAAUUUAUGAUGUUUGGUAAAAAGUACCGUUACAUUGAAGUAUUUCAGUGCUCCGGUGAUGAUAUGAACAUGGUGCUAAAUGGUGGUUUACAAUCUCCAGUAGCAGCACAUCAUCCGCACCAUCCACCAACAGGAAAACAACCGUCAUUAUUAUCACCGGGUGCUUCUGUUAUCGGUUCACCGUUUGGACCAUUUACGCACUUUGGACCGCCAGCACCUAUAAUUACUUCGCCUCAUCGAGCUCAUCAUCCUCACGCUCCACAUCCUCAUCAUCCUGCGGCUUUUUAUCCACACCCGUUAGUUUACUGGCCGUAUCCCAGUCCACCUGUAUCACCCACAACUUAUUUUAGCCAACCCGCACACUCACCACCUCAACACCAGGCAAUGUACUCACUCGAUUUCAUACCUGCUGUAGCGCCUACGAAUUAUGCCGCACCACAAACUCCACUAAGUCCACCCAGCGUUACGAUACCACAUACAACAGCUGGAAUCAUAUUAACACCAAAUAAGGCACAAACAAUGACACUUGUGCCGCCAAAGCAAUUCACAACUAUAACUGCACCACUCACACCUAUACCAACCGUUGCUCACGAUCCAACGCCAAAUGCAGUUUAUCACAACAAAUUACAAUUAUCACACCAACCAAAAAAUAUUUAUCACUAUAGUUCACCAACACAGACACCGAUACCUUCACAUUCGCAACUACAACCACAACCACAACCGCAACCGCAAGCACAAUCAGCACUAGCACAGCCUACUGUUCAUACAAAAAUAGAAGCACCAGUACCAGUACCGGUACCAGCUUCAGCAAAUGUAGCAGUAUCAGAACCUGUACCACCACUAACUUCAACUCAACAAACACCAACACAAGAAAACGUUACUAUGUCAACAACUUCACCUAUAAAAACAUCCGUGCCCGUUGUUGAAGCUGAAGCUAUUUCUUCAGCAGAAACCGGUCUUGCCACUGACAACGUCGGGCGUAGUGACAUUGUUACUCAAACUAAUGCCCGUAAUAAGAAUGCGUAUCUCUCAAAUACCAAAGCCACUUCAGUAGUUGUCGAAACAAUACCAGUCCCGCCUAACGUUAACGGCACAGGUCAGUGCAUUGUGGCUAACCAAUGCGUAGAGGUUUACAUUUCAUAGGGUUCCAAACCAAAUGUGCUGUUUGCUGUUCACCACAGCGUUUACACUAACCUUUUACGUACGAUAUCUUUUAUGCCACCAAAGACUGCACGAUGAUACGGUCUUGGCUACUAACGAAUCUCGAAUUUUGCCUGAAACGGUCUUUGGCGUAACGUAAAAUUCAACAUUGCAACUGAAAUUCGUGCGUCCUACAUUUAAACACUAGAAACUUGCUAAGCUAAUCAAAAUGAUAAACCAGUGCAAUAAUAAAAUAUAAAAUUAGUUGUUAAUAAAUUAUAAAUUUAUUUAAAAUCACAUUUUUUA